UGCAUACCAGCAUGACGACUCCAGCAUUCGAAGCAGGUUGCCCAAAGCCCGCAUCGACAAAGAAGAUGGGAUAGAUCUUCGUGUAGCUUGCAAUUCGGGAACAGCUCGGUGCGAAUGGACCGAGCUGCAAAUGGAACAGUUCGGUUCUCGACAUGCUCGAAUGCCAACCGGGGAUCGAGUUGCUGAUGAACGAGGUCAACAGCUCGAAGAAUGUGGCCCAGAGCUUGUCAACACCGUGUUGGUCGCGGCCGCGCUGCUUGGAGGGGUAACAUUGUAUGCUCUGCUGCAACCAUCGGGUGCCGCCUUCGGUUACGAUGCCUUGGCCGUGCGCAUAUUCUGGACCUACAAUUGCAUGUACUUCUACUUCUCCAUUUACACGAUCCUGUGCUGCCUGGGCACGUCCAUCACCACACAGUAGCACAUCACGGGUUUCUUUACCAACACCACGUCUAUGCGCGUCUUCUAUCCCCAUGUCGAGGACCUAGCUGUUCCCGAAUUGCAAGCUACACGAGUAUCGGAGCCAUACCAUAUCCAGCAGGAGUACUCCGGACUCUUUGAAGAUGUAAGGUUGGAACCGGAGAUAGUCAGAACUUCCCAUGUCGAGGACCUAGCUGUUCCCGAAUUGCAAUCUACACGAGUAUCGGAGCCAAGCCAUAUCCAGCGGGAGGACGCCGGACUCGUUGUAGAUGUUAGGCUGGAACCGGGGAUGGUUGCAGAACUUCAUGACCAUUCUUCGCAGAGUGAAAGAGCCGCAGCUGUGAGGUGGAGAGGGGUGUCGGACGAGCAGGUCGGAACCGUUCGGAUUUCAUCCGGGUCCUCCAGGUGUGCAAUGUCAGAUCCGUCCAUGGCGGCCGCUCUAGAUCGACUCUCGAUUUCAGGAAGGCGUUCAGUCCUCUUUCCGGUGGGACAUCUGGACGUCGAAUGUUUCCGUGGAUUCCGCUCUGAUGGCGCAGUGCAGAGGGGUCGUUCCGCUGCCAUCUGCUGCGAGGAUGUUCACAUUUGCUCUCGGGGAGUUGGAGAGGAGGUGCUAGAGGACCUCUGCGUUGUCUUGUGUGGCAGCCAGCUGAUAAAUCGUAUGCCCUGCCAUCGAGCAUUCAUACUUCAGGUAGCGGUCAAUGUAUUCUCGUAUCAUUGACUCUACACCCAACCUCUGCCUCUCCAUGGUGUACAUUCUUUCCUAUAUUUUCUGUAAUAAGCUUCC
Marchantia polymorpha subsp. ruderalis is the source of this 1201-nucleotide messenger RNA. NCBI's taxonomy places the organism in Eukaryota, Viridiplantae, Streptophyta, Marchantiopsida, Marchantiales, Marchantiaceae. The record is from the annotation of a GenBank genome assembly.